AUGGGUUGGGACGACGUGAGCUUUCACGGGUCGGAUCAAAUUUUGACACCGAAUAUAGACCUGCUCGCGUAUACCGGCGUCGCUUUAGAGAGAUAUUACAGUCAUUGCAUAUGCACGCCAUCGCGCGCCUCUCUCCUCACUGGGAAAUUCGCACAUGUCAUAGGUAUGCAGGGCUACCCGUUGACAAACGCGGAAGAUAGAGCUCUACCUCUUGGAGAGAAAAUUCUACCCCAAUAUUUAAAGGAUCUCGGUUAUGCCACACAUUUGGUUGGAAAAUGGCACGUUGGACAAGCACGAGCCGAACAUUUGCCCACAUUCCGAGGUUUUGACACGCAUUUCGGUCACAGGGGUGGCUAUAUAGAUUACUACGAAUACACGUUAUUGGAAAAUUGGGAUGUAGGAGACGUUUCUGGAUUUGACCUUUUCCGAAAUAUGACGGCUGCUUGGGGAGUUGAAGGAUACAUAACGGAUGUUUACAAUGAAGAAGCGAAAUCAAUUAUUAAGGCACAUGACGUCUCAAGGCCAUUAUUCCUUAUGGUUGCUCAUAACGCUCCUCACUCCGCAAACGAAGGUGCUUACAUGCAGGCACCGUCGGACGAGGUUCGAGCGAUGAGGCAUAUUGAAUUGCCACAAAGAAGAUAUUAUGCUGCCAUGGUUAAAAAACUUGAUGACAGUAUUGGAGACAUCGUUAAAACCCUUUCCGAGAAGGGCAUGUUAGAUAACACUAUAAUAGUAUUCGUAUCCGAUAAUGGUGGUAUAACAACACAGAUGAACGCUAAUUACGCCUCCAAUUAUCCCCUGAGGGGACUUAAAAUGAGUCCAUUUGAAGGGGGUAUUAGGGUAAACGGGCUUAUAUGGAGUAAAAAUUUAACACGAAGUAAACAUUUGUGGAAAGGAUACAUGCAUGUCUCUGAUUGGUUGCCAACACUAUUAAAGGCCGUGGGAACAGAAUCGGCAAAGGAAAUUGAUGGUUUAGAUUUAUGGGAUAACAUAUUAACCAAUACCAAAUCGAAAAGAGACAUGAUUGUGGAAAUUGAUGAUUAUACUGGAUUUUAUUCCAUAAUUCAUAAUGAUUUUAAACUAGUAGUUGGUUCAGUAUUAACUAGUCACAGUAAUCAUCAGGGCAAACAAUUUAGAGGCAUUAUUGGUAAACCACCCUCAUAUGAAGACGCUAUCAAGAAAAGUAAAAUUUAUUCCGUACUUUCGGAUAAUGGGAUUAAUUUUGCUUUUAACGAGAGAGCACUUAGACAUGAAAUCAAAAUUAAAUGUAAUGAUUUGAAACACAAUCAAGAAAUAUGUUAUCCUUCAAAAGAUAAAUGGUGCUUAUUUAACAUCAAAGAAGAUCCUUGCGAAAUAGUGGAUUUAAUGGAAACUCACAGUGAUGUUGCCAAGGAACUGCAUACGAAAUUAGAAAGAGAGAUAGCUAGAACAAUACCACGUACGAUCCCUCAUGAAACAAACCUAAAAGCUAUGCCCAAAUUUCACAAUUAUACGUGGGAUAUUUGGAAAACUUCGGAUAAAGAAGUUACAGAAUAG
Molecule: messenger RNA, 1536 nt
Organism: Danaus chrysippus (African queen)
Lineage: Eukaryota; Metazoa; Arthropoda; Insecta; Lepidoptera; Nymphalidae
Source: the annotation of a GenBank genome assembly